AUGGUUCUGUUAAGUAAUGAGGGCUUCAAGUUCACCGGUAAUAUGUUUUCUGGUGGGCAGUCUGCUACUGCUUUCAUUCCUGUGGCGGAAAAUGACCCUAAUGGUAAAGGGAAGCGGAAAGGUAAAGGGAAGACGGUUUCUAAUGGUAACAAUUCACAGGGAGAACUCAGGUCACGAAGGUAUGAUCUUUCCACUUUCGAGGCUCCGACCCCUUUGUUAAUCUACCUAGUCGCUAAACUUUUGCAAGCUUUUGGAGAGUAUGAUGAGGUCAUCGACCCGAUCCAAACCCAAACCAAGCUACCAACACUCAUAGAAGCACCCAUGACACGCUCAAGGACCAGGAGCUUAUGUGAGAAGUUCAACCUUACUGUGGAGAGCAUCUUAGACGCUCCAGAACAAGACCUUACCGACAUAAGACAUCAAGGUAUGAUUCCUUUUCCAGGUCAAGGAACUCAGGAUCUCAACAAUGCCGUGGAACUCAAGCUUGUACCGGAGCAAGGUAAAGAAACUAAAGACUUGGAGAAGAUCGAAGCUAAAGAAGUGGAGGAGAUAGAAGAUUUAAGGAUCGUCCAAACAGCCAACGAUGCCGAAGAUUACACGAAGACUGAAGGACAAGGCCACACAACUCCUCCUUGGCCGAUGCUGCGAGAACGUAAGGUAUAUUCAAUUAUAAUGUUUAAUGCAGGAACAUCCGAAGCCCCUACUUGA
Messenger RNA from Microthlaspi erraticum, 708 nucleotides. The record is from the annotation of a GenBank genome assembly. Lineage: Eukaryota; Viridiplantae; Streptophyta; Magnoliopsida; Brassicales; Brassicaceae.